Molecule: messenger RNA, 2061 nt
Organism: Gekko japonicus
Lineage: Eukaryota; Metazoa; Chordata; Lepidosauria; Squamata; Gekkonidae
Gene: PTCHD4
Product: patched domain containing 4
Exons: 3
Cellular component (GO): membrane
Source: RefSeq, a predicted model, not a curated record
GAUGGGAGGAGCAGUUUCAUUGGCCACCAGCUUGGCGGAGUCCUGGAAGUCCCCAACAGCAAGGACCAGCGGGUGAAGUCGGCCCGAGCCAUCCAGAUCACGUACUACCUCCAGACCUACCAUUCGGCAGCCCAGGACCUCAUAGGCGAAAAAUGGGAGAACGAAUUUUGCAACUUGAUGCACAAGCUGCAGCUCAGGUACGAGGACCUGCAGCUGUACGCGCUGGCCUCUUUUAGCCUGUGGAGGGACUUCCACAAGACCAGCUUCCUGGCCAGGGGCAAGAUCUUGGUCAGCCUCAUGCUGAUUCUGUUGACCGCCAUCCUCUCCAGUUCCAUGAAGGACUGCCUCCGCAGCAAGCCCUUCCUGGGUCUCCUGGGCGUGCUCACCGUCUGCAUCUCCAGCGUCACCGCGGCAGGGAUCUUUUUCAUCACCGACGGGAAAUACAACUCGACGCUCCUGGGAAUCCCUUUCUUCGCAAUGGGUCAUGGAACAAAAGGAGUGUUUGAACUUCUGUCAGGAUGGCGCCGCACCAGAGAGAGCUUGCCCUUCAAAGACAGAGUUGCCGACGCCUACUCUGACGUCAUGGUUUCCUACACUAUGACAAGCUCUCUGUACUUCAUCGCCUUCGGCAUGGGCGCCAGUCCUUUCACCAACAUCGAGGACAUCUUCUCCUUCUUCGGCUCGUGCCUGGUCUUUGCCGGGCAGUUGGAGCAGAACCGGUACCACAGCAUCUUCUGCUGUAAGAUCCCCUCGGCGGAAUAUCUGGAGAGGAAGCCCGUUUGGUUCCAGACCAUGAUGAGCGACGGCCACCAGCACACUUCUCAUCAGGAGACCGACCCUUACCAGAACCAUUUCAUCCAACACUUCCUGCGGGAGCACUACAACGAGUGGAUUACUAACAUCUACGUCAAGCCAUUUGUGGUGAUCCUGUAUCUCAUCUACGCCUCUUUCUCGUUCAUGGGCUGCUUGCAGAUCAGCGACGGGGCCAACAUUAUCAACCUCCUCUCCAGCGAUUCGCCAAGUGUCUCCUACGCAGUCAUCCAGCAGAAGUACUUCAGCAACUACAGCCCGGUGAUUGGCUUCUACAUCUACGAGCCCCUGGAAUACUGGAACGGCACGGUGCAAGAAGACUUAAAGAAACUCAGCGAAGGUUUCAACACGUUGUCCUGGCUUCAGCAAUAUUACCAGUAUCUGAGAGCCGGGAACGUCAGCGCCACCAACAAGAGCGACUUCCUCAGCAUCCUCCAGAACUCCUUCUUGAGGAAGCCGGAAUUCCAGCACUUCAAAAACGACAUCAUCUUCUCCAAGGCCGGCGACGAGAGCAACAUCAUUGCGUCCCGCAUGUACCUCGUGGCUAGGACGAGUGAAAAAACCCAGAGGGACGUGAUAGAGUUGUUGGAGAGGCUGAGGCCCCUGUCUCUGAAGCAGAGCAUCAAGUUCAUUGUGUUCAACCCAACCUUCGUCUUCAUGGACCAGUAUAGUCUGUCAGUGACGAUGCCCGUCUUGAUUUCAGGUUUCGGCAUCUUGCUGGUGCUGCUGCUGACUUUCUUCCUGGUCAUCCAUCCUCUGGGGAACUUCUGGUUGAUUCUCACGGUCACCUCCAUAGAGCUGGGUGUCCUGGGCCUGAUGACUUUAUGGAACGUCGACAUGGAUUGCGUUUCUAUCUUGUGCCUUAUUUACACUCUCAAUUUCUCCAUAGAUCACUGUGCGCCCCUGCUUUACACAUUCGUACUGGCGACGGAGCACACCCGGACCCAGUGCAUCAAAAACGCACUGCAGGAACACGGGACGGCCAUUUUGCAGAACGUGACUUCUUUUCUUAUCGGGUUGGUCCCCCUCCUUUUCGUGCCUUCGAACUUGACCUUCACACUGUUCAAAUGCUUGCUGCUCACCGGCAGUUGCACACUCCUGCACUGUUUUGUUAUUUUGCCCGUCUUUCUAACAUUUUUCCCACCUUCCAAAAAGCACCACAAGAAAAAAAAACGGGCCAAACGGAAGGAGCGGGAAGAGAUUGAGUGCAUAGAAAUCCAAGAGAACCCCGAUCAUGUGACCGCGGUCUGA